Molecule: messenger RNA, 252 nt
Organism: Colletotrichum abscissum
Lineage: Eukaryota; Fungi; Ascomycota; Sordariomycetes; Glomerellales; Glomerellaceae
Exons: 1
Coding region: 1-252 (83 amino acids)
Source: RefSeq, a predicted model, not a curated record
AUGCAGUUCCCUACUUUCGCCGUCCUCGCCAGCAUCAUGGUCGCUGGCGCCUCCGCUCAGGCCACCUACGAGACCGCAAACUACCUGUCCGUUUGCCAGCAGGGCACCAACCUCUUCUGCACGGGCAACACCAACGUCUGCCAGAAGGGCAAGACGGACACCUUUGACGCCAAGGCUACCAAGGCCAACGAGGAAGCCUGCAAGGGCCUUCAGCGCGGCAACAGCUGCACGCAGACUGUCGCUUGCGUCUAA